Nylanderia fulva is the source of this 2841-nucleotide messenger RNA. RefSeq lists its product as uncharacterized. The record is from RefSeq and is a predicted model, not a curated record. NCBI's taxonomy places the organism in Eukaryota, Metazoa, Arthropoda, Insecta, Hymenoptera, Formicidae.
GACGGUUCAGUUUCCCCCACCAAGCAACAUCCAGUUAUGUUGUGGCGAGCGUUGCUGGCUCGAGUGAUCGGUAUGCCUCGUCCUUUCGCGUCGUACGUACACAGAACUUGCAUUCUUUGAGCCCUUUUUUUUAUUAUUCAUUACUCCGCGUCGUGCGCGAUUAUUCGUGAUCGCGGUGCGUGUUCGAACGUCUAUCACGAGUCUCCUUUACACUCUGAAAACAACGUGAAGCAAGGCUGCGUAAGCAACAAUUAUUGACACGCGUGGGACAGGAUCGUGAAGGUGGACGCGAGGAUCGGCAUCGACCUGGAAGAAUCUACCUUUGAAGAAAAUAUAUCAAUUUCGGAGUGAACUGCGACUCCAAUCAGAUUCCCUCUCCACCGUGAGAAAAUUUGCAGGAAGAAUGCGGCGCGGCCGGUCGAUCGACGAUGGCUGGUAAAACGAGACACAUUGUGAAUCUUGCCGGCGGGCAAGAAGAACGCGCAGUGACACUUGCGGAAGAGAAGGAGAUGACACGCGGGAUCUUAGAAAAGAACGAAGCCGCGACUUUUUCGCGCACGCGCGAGCACCGCUAGGGGAAGAGAGAAUACAGCCUUGAAAACGGCGAAUAAUAGACAGUUCCUGAGUGAUCGGCAGUCACUUAUUAACGUGCCGACAAUUUAUUCCGAGUUUUGCAAUCUCCCUCGAUCGCUGACACCGGUCGUCAGUCUCGCGACAGCUCGCAUUCAUCUAGCUCCGGCCGUACAAGCAAGAGAUUUAUUCUCCUCAUCGAUAUAUCGGACGAUAAAAUACAGCGAGGCAGCAGUGACACGAUGUAGUGUUGGUGGUUCAGUCGAGGAGGAAUAUUUUUACGUGAAUUAGAGACGAACGCGAAAAAUCGAGGACAAAUUCUCCGCGAGUGAGAACACGCGGCGCGAAGAUGAAGACGAUGGGUGACGUCGUCGCGGAUCCUGUCGAUGAGAACGAUGGGACGAUGCAACCGGCUGGCGCCAGCAAGGAGUUCGGUCAUAGGACACUGAGGUCCUUGAAGAGAGGACUGGGCCGACUCUGGAGACGACACAGAGGCAACGUGUCGAUAACCGAGUACGAUCCCUCCUACAAAGUCGCGUAUCUCGGAAACGUGCUGACCGGAUGGGCCAAAGGUGAAGGCUGCGUCGAGAAGCCUGUGUCGACCUUAUGGCGGAACUACAUGACAAGUAGCAGGCCCGAUGUCUCUAUGAGGCUGACGAUAACCAACGGUGGUCUGACUGCGACCACAAAGGAUCACGGUCUCACCGAAUACUGGGCUCAUCGUGUGACUUAUUGCACGGCCCCGGUUUCGCACCCGCGACUCUUUGUCUGGGUGUACAGGCACGAAGGUCGCAGGUUGAGGCCCGAAUUGAGGUGCCAUGCCGCUCUGUGCAGCAAGGAAUCCACCGCAAGGAGACUCGCCUCUGUUCUCAAUGCCAGAUUACAGCAGGCGCUCUUAGAAUUUCGCCGAGAUAAAGUCUCCAGGCAAAAUGCCAGGUUGUCUCUGGCAAGCGCAUUGUACGAUAAUCCGUCGUUGCCGCGUCGGAAGCUUCUUCUGAGCACCGGCGGCCAGAACUAUCGACCGCCCAUGGAAAGGUCGAAGAGCGCACCAAAGCUGUCGGCAAUCGAAGAGGAUACGGUAGCCGAAGAAAUGGAACAGCAGAGGCUGUUGGAAGAACUGCAUUCCUUGGAGACGGUAGCGCGCAGCUGGGAGGAUCAGGAUAGCUGGAGGAUAGCCAGGCUGUUGGACGCUCUCAAUCGCGAAUCCUCUGACGAGAACGGUAGCAUCUCCAGCGGAUGCGAAACCGCCAGCACGGCGACAAGCGAGGAAAGAGCCAUCGGCGCAGAGGAACACCUCGCACGAAAUCAAAACGAUCAGCGAGGAUCAAUCAAGAGGGUUAUUUUCUCGGAAAAUCGAGGUGAUAAGGAAGGACCACGAAGGAAUUCGGAGGGAUCGCCUCAUUUCAUGACGUGCGCCGGUAGUCCCCGUUUCAAUCCUGUAUAUCCUACAAAAAGGUUUCCUUUAAGAAGCGAGGAAGAAGAAUCGAUGGAAGAGGAGGAAGAGGAGGAUACUGCUUCCAAUAUGUUCGAUUUUGAAGAUAUCGAGGAUCUUGAUGAUGUAGUAGAUUAUCGACCAAGGGGUGAAGUAUUAAAGGUGUUAAACAGGAUCGAAGAACAAAGUAGAGAGAGACGAGCGAAUGAAAAAUACCCUGAUAGGACAAGUCAUGAAUUUCUGCAAAAUGAGGAAACUUCAUUUCUAACUCUGGAUUCUCUCGACGAGGAAGCUGAUAGCGAUGAGAGCGGUUACGUGGAGGCGCCACCAAAGUCUUUAUUAGGUCAAGACGAUAGAAAAGAAGAGGAAGAGAGCAAUCGUUCGGUAUUGAAUUCGUUCAAGAAUCAAUUGGAAACUGCGCGUAGAAACAUAGAAACCGAUGGAAACGAGAAUCAAAAAAUAAAGCACGAAGAUCCUAAAAUAGACGAACAAAAGGAAAUAGAACCUAAAAAGGUAGAGAAAAAGGAUUCUUUAUUAGUGGUCGAUGAUAAUCAAAGGAUCAAAGAGAGAGAAAGAGAGAGAGCGGAUUUCAAAUAUCCUAUUUCAGAAACUAUCAAGAAGUUAGCUAGCGCAUCACUGAGAUCCAAAUCCCUCGAGAUGACGAGCAACAAUUGCUUGAACGUCUUAAAUAAUUUUAAAACUUCCAAGUCAUUUGAUAGUACGAGAACUGAUGAAAUUACUAUGGAAUCGCCAAGUCUUCACCAAAGGAAACAAUUGUUGGCACAACGUGGUGUUAUGGUUUGAAAAUUUUUUUUCCAUCUUUUAUAUAUAUAUAUAUA